AUGAAAGAAUUUGAUCAAUUAUUAUCAGUAGAAUCAGAUGCAUAUAUUUCAUCAAAAGAACAAGGUAUUGAUGAUGGUAAAAGAUUAGGUUAUGUUGAAGGUUAUCAAUUAGGAUUUGAAAAGGGUAUUGAAUUAGGUCAAGAAAUUGGUUAUUAUCAAUCAUGUGUAACAGUUUGGAAUCAUUUAGUAUCUAUAAAUAAUAAUAAUAAUAAUAAUAAUAACAAUAAUAAAAAUAAUUUAAAAUUCUCUGUUAGAGGAAUUCAAAAUUUAGAGAAAUUAACCAAAUUAUUAGAAGAUUAUCAUUUAGAUUUUAAUGAUGAAAAUAUAAUGAAUACACUAAGUGAAAUUAGAUUAAAAUUUAAACUCACCUCUGUGCAAUUAGGUUUACAAACUAAAGAGAAUGAUGAAUUAUCAUUCUAA
Dictyostelium discoideum AX4 is the source of this 420-nucleotide messenger RNA. RefSeq names its product DUF1715 family protein. Bases 1 to 420 code for a protein of 139 amino acids. The record is from RefSeq and is a predicted model, not a curated record. The transcript is spliced from 2 exons. Lineage: Eukaryota; Evosea; Eumycetozoa; Dictyosteliales; Dictyosteliaceae.